CUAUAGGCUGCGGGCGGCGCUCCCCGAAGCGGCGGUGGCUCCGCUCUGCGCGCUCACUCCGCGCUGCCGCAGCCCCCAGCGCCCGCGGCGCCCGGGCGCUCCCUCGCUGCCUCCACCGGUUCAGGUUGCUCUGGCACUCUAGAGUGUGAGGCUGAGCCGCCGACAUCCCGGGCAUUUCCAGCAAGCCCCCGCCAGCAGCCCGGCACCGACUGAAAUUUAGGCGUCUUCAGAGAGGGGAGGAAGAUCCUCAUCUUCCGAAGCCUCCUCAAUGAGUGCCAAGCUCUCAAAGGAGUUGAGGCUGCCCCUGCCACCGUGUCUCCUGAACAAGACAUCAGCCACUUCCAACACCAGCAGCACCUGCAUCACGCAAGUGGGUCAACUCUUCCAGUCCUUCUCAUCCACCGUGGUUUUAAUUGUCCUGGUCACCCUCAUCUUCUGCCUGAUCCUCCUUUCCCUCACCACCUUCCACAUUCACAAGAGGAAGAUGAAGAAGCGGAAAAUGCAAAAGGCUCAGGAGGAGUAUGAACGGGACCACUGUACCCGCAGCAGUAGUAGCAGCAGUCAGCAUACUGGGAUGGGAGUGCAGGGAGAGGCACCUCAAGGAAGAGACAGCCGUCUGGGAAGACCCUCCCAGGACUUGGAGAUCAAGAGCCCUUCUCCCUCGACAGCCUCGAGCUCUCAGCCCACACGGGCUUGUUUGGACACUGCUGGCACGGGGCUCCUGCAGACGGUGAUUUUGUCAUGAUGGUUUGGGGGAGAGCAUGCGAAGGCAUUGGUUGAUGUUUGUAAAUACCCGAGUGAUUAUUCCAGUCCCUGAAGAAGAAGAAAACAUUGCUAAUUCAGAUGAAUGAACAAGCCCAUGAUCCAAGUGCAUACCAGAUCACUUUGCUUUUCUCAUUGACUGUGCAAGGAAAGGAUGCAUCUUUUCACUGGAGAAGGAGCUACACACAGCUACCAAAUAUCAAGUCAUCCACCUGGAGGAGAGGGUCAGGGGUGGGGAAUCCAUUUUCCCUGGACAUCGUUACCCCAAGGACCGGGAUGAUCCCACUCUCUCGGGAUUCCCCUCGCAUGCUGUGUCACCAUUGGAUGGUGUGGGCUGGGGUAUGGGUGAGUGGUGUGAGGAGAGAGGCAGGUCUGGUGGGUAUCUUGGGACUCCCCAUCCCCUUGGAGCAGGAUGACAGUCCACCCUGGUCUCCUUUUGUGCUAGGACCUAUGCCCUUGUCCUACUCCUCUUACUCCUUUCCAAGAAUGGUUAUUGUUUUUUUGUAGAAAUGGUCACCCCUAACUGGACUUAGCAGCAAGUGCCCAACUUGCCCCAUCACCCUGUUCCCCCAGCUGCAGCACUGGACAUCCCACUGUCUAGGGAGAAAGGAGCCAGCAGUCUGCACAGAGCAAUGCCUCAGCUUUCCUCUUCCUUCAGAUCCUUUCAUCUUCAAAUGCCAUCCCCCAUCCCCCCCACUCCCAUGACAUGAAACUCAAACCCUCUACUGUUUUGUGUAGAAGGGCAAGGUAAUGUGCAGUAACUUGCUUGUCCUCUCUCAGGGGAGGUUGUCCUUGUACCUCCUGUUGGUCCUGAAACAAAUCCAGUUCUGCACCAGGCACUCCGCACUGAACGCUUGCGUUUACAGCUUUGCCUCUCAGCAAGGAAUCCUGCAGCAGUACAGAGCUGGCUUCUACUUUUUUAGGCUGCUAAGUAUUUUUAACCCUUCUAAUCCAGUAGACAGUUAGGGACAGACAAUCCUUAAGUUUUAACCCUUUCAUCUCUUCAGAAGAAACCACACAUUUGUGCAAAAUGUCUGCUGCUACACCUUGGCAAAUGUGUAUUUUCAGAAGUGGCUGAUGUGGUAUCUCCUUAGCAAGCACCAGGAAUUUUUUUGACUGGAUGGCAGGUGUGAGUGGCUGCUAGUGCUGAGUGUGUUGGGGGAAGCAGUGUCAAGUACAGAAAAAGCAGUUUUGCUGGGUGAUUAAAUCAGUGACCAGGAUUUGAAGAUGCCGUUAACGGAGUGCCAUAUCCAAACUUUGAAACAUCUUGUCUGGUGUCAGAGCAGAGGCAGCUCUUUAUGGUGCAUAGUAACAUAAAAGAAAUGCAGCAAAGAAAAUGUGAUCCUGAGGAAUUUCUUCUAUGUUUUUUUUGUUGUUUGGGGUUUUGCUUUGUUUGUGUUUUGUGGGUUUUUUGUUUGUUGUGUUUGUCUGGUUUGGUUUUGCUUUGGUUUGCUUUUCUAUCUUGUCAUUCAGAGUCCUGUGAGGAGAUAGUAAUAAUUGACUGUCUCUAAUAUUUUUUAGCCACUUAUUCCCUUUCUGCUGUACUCUGCAUCCCAGGGUGGCUGUUAGGCUAGAAGAAUCCUAGACACACGCACACUGGGAAGUAUGCAUCCCUAAGCCAGGAAUGAAUACCAGUUAAAGUGGGGAAGGAGUGUGGCAGAAGUGCACCACAAUCCUCUAGCAGCCCUAAAUUGCAGAGGUUUCAGGGCAGCGUUUCUCUUCCCUAGUUUUAUCCCUUUUCAGUCUUGCCCGGUCUGACAGGAAAUUGCUGUUGAGCUUGGAUCCGUGCCUAUAGCAUCUUAGGCCCUAACUACUGUACCAUACAGCUCAAGAAGGUGCUCCACCAGGUGAGGUUAGCGUGGCAAGUGUACUUGCGACUGGGUGGUGCUUUGCCCAUUGCAGUGAUGCCUGCCUCUCGCCACCAGGCGGUACGAGUGGAUGCUAAUGGCUACUUCAUUGUUCCCGGUCAAGGAAAUUGGCUUUGUUUUGUUUCCCCUAAUAAAAAGAUGCAUGAACUUUUGUGUUUAACCUCCUUAUGCAGUACGGUAUAGCACCACAGGGAAUAGAGUUAGGACAAUGAAGAGUGUUCAGUGAACAAUAAUGGAGCUGUCUGGUCUUUGAUCUCCACUAAAUAGAGAAGAGAGAUAUUACUUUCCCCUUUAUUUUGUGCCUUUAAAAAGAAAAGAGAAAGAACAACCAGCAGUGUAUAAUUUCAAGUUUUAUAAAAGCAAUAAGAUGUUCCAAUUCGCUCCAGUGCAUUUCUGGAUGAUGAUUCCACUUCUUUAGUGUCUGAAGUCAGAUACUUUUCCUUCUGCCUUGUGCACAUGAGGCAUGCAAUAAUUCCCCAGAAGUGUACUGCUUGUCACAUCUCAUUGCAGUUAUAAAAUUGCCCUAUUUUUGAAGAAAAAGAGGACAUAUAUAUAUAUCUUUAUAUAUGUUACAGAUAUAUGGAUAUAUAUAUAUAAUUUAUAUAAUCUCAAGACACUAAAAAUAGUUGCCAAAAUGUAACGAAUUAAAAUGUUACCAUGUAAAACUCUGUCCUCUGUUAAUUAGCUUUGAUUUAAUAUUUUAAUAUCUCUGUAUAUAUGUAAAUCCGUGUAAAUUGUGUGGUCUAUAAGUAAAAUUUCCUACUGACUUUAAUUUUCUCACAGCUGUGGGCUUCUUGUGGUGUCAUUUGAGGUUUUUUUUUUAUUUCUGAAGUUAAAUUCUACAAGGUAUGAGAGGUUAUGAAUUCCUAUUAUCACAGAAAUGCUGCAAUAAGGUUAACGCAUACUCCCAAUACACAGCCCUGUACUGAACUCUUGCAAGCUUAUGAGGUUUAAUUGAAUGGUCUCAGGAGAUCCAGCUGAUACAAGCAGGACAUGUAGGUUUUCAUUUUCAUGAAACAAUAAGCAACCUAGGGAAUAGAUGUGGAUUUUUUAAACAGAGUUUAUGCUUGGAGGUUCUGUCAAAUCAAUUGCUUCAAAACCCUACAGCUACAGCUAAACUUCUGCACUUAGCAUUCAGUAUUAAUAAGGCUGAUGCUUCUUUCCCCUCCCCCUCUCCUACUUAAAUUAGAAAAGUGUAGGAAAUUGUUAAUAUUCCUAAAGCAUACAUUUUCAGCUAACUGUGAAGCUGCCCAAAGGGUUUUGAAUAUACAUAUUUUAUGCAAGUGUGAUAUCUAUGUAUCUGUAUCCAUAUAUUGAAAUAUUUUUGUGUAACCUUUUCUACGAUAUUUGAUAGAGAUGCUGGGUAAAUGCCUGCACCAUUCCCACUCGUAAGGAAGGAUUUAUACCCUAUGGAUGUGAACAUUCUUUUUCCUGUGAUUUUGCACUGGCUUUGGCAAGUUACAAUGGAGGCUGGGCAGUGAGUGCUGACUGCUGGAAGAACACAGUCCUUCAUCUGCCGAGGGGCAUAUCCUGCAUCUGGAUUUUCCUGGUUUCAAACAAGAGAUGGAGGCUAGUUGCCCUCUAGCAUCCUGCAUGUGUUAGAAUAGGAAGUGCUGUGGAGCUCAACAGUUCCUGUACAGUCCAGCUGUUGUCCCAUGGGAGAAGCAUGACUGUAAUUACUUGUUUCGUAGAUACUAGAGAAAACUGAGACCCUGCUGGGUGAUGCAGAGGUAGCGCUGAGGCUGGACUGGGAGGGUCAACAAUGCCUCUUUCUGCAUUCCUAUCCUUGGAGCCUGCUACUUGCCCUGAGGCUUCUUCCAGCUCCUGCUGCCAUCAACAGGGGUGGUUUCCACUGACUGCCAAAGGACUUGGAUCCUGUCUGUAGUCCACACAGAGGGUAACAGCUCUCCAUACUACCACCACUGGCCCUGCUCUGCAUCCAUCCCAGCAGCCUCUGUGGGGAUGGCAAACACUGCGUUCCAUGAGGGCUAGGAUUCUUCAGCGUGGCAGCACCAGGGAAGCCACACUACUGCUGUCAGUUCUGCUUUGGUGGACUGAGAUGUUUAGGUUUCUACAGAGUUCCUGUGUGGAUCAUAGACAAGGAGCAUAAUUUCAUUAAAAUGCAUCAUUCCAGCAUUUUUUCCCCAUGGAGGUUUGUCUAUGCAAAUGCAGUCUUAGAUGAAAUUUGCAGGUUCUUAAUCCAGACAUGUUUUUAGGUUUUGAUACAUCUCUCUCAGACAUAUAUCUGUAUAUAUAGAUAUAUAUCUUGAAAGAAAUGCUGGACAAAAAGCAAAGAACAAAGACUACAUUCUAGACAGACUGUCAUAUGACUGAAAACUUGGGAAGUUUUGCUUCUGUUUUUAAUUUUAAAGGCAACUAUUUGCAAUGUAAAUAGCAAGUUCCUGUGUGAUUAAUGUUUUCCAUAGCAUUUCUGGGUAACUGCUAUCUUGUUUCUGGAAAGCUUUGUCCAGUGUUAUGAAGCAACUCUACUUUUCUUCUUUAUUGAUAUGAAUAUGAGUACAGCUUUUAUGUAAGGGAGGAAAAAAGAACAUUAUUUGACGCUAUACAGGACUGAAUUAUUUUAAAUCCAGUUAUAGCACUUGGUUUGGUUUUGGUUUUAUUUUUGGUUUUGGCUUUCUUUCCAGUGGAUAUUCUCUCUGCUCGUUUGCGGUUUUAUAUGGGUACCUGAAACCCUACCUUUUAGUGAGUGUGCAAGAUAUGAAGAGAAACAUGAAAAUGUGAAAUAGGAGAUAUUCUUUUGUGUAAAUAGGAGAAUUUACAUUGACUUAGAUGCCAUUUCAUUACAUCUACAUAGAUGGCAUGACUCACAUACAAAUCUCAAAUAAUGCUUUGUUUUAUGUUAAAAAUUAGAACUACUAUUAUCCAGAAAUUACCUUCUCAUCUCUUUCUGGUAUCUAAGUCUUUUUUUCCCUGAAGCCAAGUUUUCCAUCUGAUUGCUGAAUAAAUUUCUAGUAGAACAGAGCCUCCUUCUGUUUUCGGUCUUUUACAUGUAGGUUUCUGGUCUGAAUCUAGCCAAACUCAAUAGUGUAUGAAGUGUGGUAUGAACUUGGAAAAAUUGGAAAGUGUAUGAGCCUUGAGGAGGGAGACCAUCUGACAAGCAAACAGGUGAAAUGUCUGGCAAUGGUGACAGUUAGCUUUCCCAUUUCGAGUUGUGGAAGUGAAGCCUCACCAUCCACUGUGUAGUCCUGGGUGAAGAGUGAUCCAUUCCAGCCACAGCAGAGACAAAUAGCUAUCUCCUUCCUGAUACCACUGCUCUAAACCAUCAUUUUCUAUAUGACAUUAGAUCUCAUCUCUGUAAACUAAAUGUAAUAUAUUUCUUACUCGAGUCAAAGAACUUUCAUUGCUUUAUUGAUACUAUAUGUUCUCUGUGGAUAACUAGAAUUCAUUUCCCAACACUUUUAACCCAAUACCUCCACAAGCAUUGAUUUUGUAUGAGUUAGAAAAUAAAUAAAUAUUUGAAUCAGCA
Molecule: messenger RNA, 6117 nt
Organism: Pogoniulus pusillus (Red-fronted tinkerbird)
Lineage: Eukaryota; Metazoa; Chordata; Aves; Piciformes; Lybiidae
Gene: C3H11orf87
Product: chromosome 3 C11orf87 homolog
Exons: 2
Coding region: 269-745 (158 amino acids)
Source: RefSeq, a predicted model, not a curated record